AUGGGACCCCCGGAGUUCACGAGUUCCACUGAUCCAUUCGUUGCUGAGGGAUGGGUCAGAUCCUUGGAGACGAUUUUUCGUUACAUGGGACUGGAGGAUGCAGCCAAAGUUAGUUGCGCCAUCUUCCAGCUGAAGGAUAAUGUUGCCCUUUGGUGGGAAGGGGCUGAAAAGACUGCGCGACUAAAGAGGGAGUUUAGGAACCUCCGACAGGGGGAUAUGUUUGUGGCAGAGUACGUCAAGAAGUUUGAUAGGGGUUGCCACUUUGCGCCCCUCAUUGCUGAUAACCCCGCGGAGAAACUACAAUCCUACAGAUUAUGCCAUAGCACUAAGGAAGGCUUUCAGGUUGGAGCAGACCCUGAGGUAUUUACAGGCAGAGGCAUAGAGGAAGAAGCCAUUUUAUUCACAGAUUUAGCAGUAGUCAUAGGCGAAGAGACAGUUUACUGGACCUCAGAGGUUGCAGGGACAGCAAAGCCAGCAGUAAAACCUUCCGGUUUAGGGAAGCCACAGGGUCAACAGGCUUCGAAGCCUGCGAUGCAGCUGGAGAAACCUACUUGUCAGACUUGUAGACACCAGCAUGUGGGGAAGUGUCUGCUAGGAGCUGAAGUCUGCUACAAGUGUAAGCAACCGAGCCACCUGUCCUUUGAUUGCCCACAGCUGAGGAGGCCUGUGACAGGGAGAGUUUAUGUGAUGCAGACUGAGGAGGCUAACCCAGACACUACCUUGAUUACAGCCAGCAUUACAGUGACUACGACACAAGAUGGUCCUUCUAUUCCUGAUGUGGAAGUUGUUAGGGAUUAUGCAAACAUCUUUCCUGAUGACGUUAUAGGGAUUCCACCGGAUCGAGAGGUGGAGUUUUCUAUUGAGUUGCUGUCAGACACAUUGCCAAUCUCUAAGGCACCAUAUCGUCUUGCUCCUACUGAGAUGAAAGAGUUGAAGGAGUAG
Messenger RNA from Zingiber officinale, 942 nucleotides. RefSeq lists its product as uncharacterized. Gene Ontology annotation, molecular function: nucleic acid binding; zinc ion binding. The record is from RefSeq and is a predicted model, not a curated record. The coding region runs from base 1 to 942 and encodes 313 amino acids. The transcript is spliced from 4 exons. NCBI's taxonomy places the organism in Eukaryota, Viridiplantae, Streptophyta, Magnoliopsida, Zingiberales, Zingiberaceae.